Colletotrichum lupini is the source of this 3666-nucleotide messenger RNA. RefSeq lists its product as uncharacterized. The record is from RefSeq and is a predicted model, not a curated record. The coding region runs from base 1 to 3666 and encodes 1221 amino acids. Lineage: Eukaryota; Fungi; Ascomycota; Sordariomycetes; Glomerellales; Glomerellaceae. The transcript is spliced from 22 exons.
AUGUCAGAACAUCAGGUUGGAAGCCCAGGUCAUGUGGUUUGUCUUCAGGGCAAGGAGGUAUCCGUAUGGAGCACAUGGAGCUCAUGGAGCACAGAGUACGUAUGUAGACAAGGUACCUCCAUUCCACUUGAAGCUUCCUCCCCCACCUUCGUCCCCCUUGGUCUACUUGUACUGCAUCUCACUCUGCCUGUCCCUGCGCCCAUCUCCACCGACAGGCUAGACACUAUGGCAUUGAUUGACGCGACCAAGCAUCACACGGACCAUUUGGAUAAACAAGACGAGAGACCAACGGGAAGAGACAUAGCGACUGAUCCAUCAAUAACCCACAAGAUCGAGAUUCAUCAUCAUCCCAUACGACAUGACACGAGAAUACGCGCCUGCUAUGGCCUCGUCUUGUUGGAUUUGUCUGGCUCCGGUUCAGCUCAGCUGAUGGUGGGGUGCCUCGCUGUCCCACGCUUUCCCGAUUCUGCUCAGCGACUCCCAAAACGCAACGCUGCGAUGCAAGUCUUGGGCAGCCACUGCAGCUGCCGCAUCGCCAACCUCGAAAAGAGGAACGCUGACAGUUACUUUGGGUUGGCCUGCCUGCGAGGAUCACCACCUCCUCCGCUGCCGGAAAACUACCAGGACCAAAGGGGCAACUUCAUCACCACCAGGCACGCCCAGGGCAGACGCCGGUUCCCUUACUCCAGGUACCAGCCGCUGCUCCCGCAGGCUAGUACAAUGGGCUCCCCACCCGUUUUCCGCUCGUCUCACUCGGCAACGCGUUGGUUCGCCAGGUCGCCGAACCUUGACAAGUUGACAAUGGCCGAGCCGCAAGCCUAUUCCUUUUUUGGCCGAGAUCCAAAGGAGGAGAGACAACUCACUCUCAACGCUGUUGAUUUUCAACUGGUAGUCACUGGCACACAUAGUUCUCCACGUCAGAUCUGUGUGCGGUAUCCGUACAUAGCUUAUAAUACCUAUGCUGGUUAUGGAUACACAAUCAUCACUUGUUCGGCUUUCGUACUGUCUGCCACAACCCGUCGUUUCUCUCGAGAACUGGACUGCUGCGACUGCAUUUGUGGGUGGGCCCAUCAGAACUCCGAAAGACAGGGCAAGGACGCUCCGCGGAGACAUCGGCCCAUCAACUACGGAGUAACAUGGAGGGAAAUCGUCGUGCGGUGUACCGCGUUUUCGGCGUUAACCCAACCUGGCCUUGUUGCCUCCUACGAGGUACGGACCAUGUACGGACGGAACACUUUUCUUCUUCCCCGCGAACUAGGCGUACCGCCGGAUGCACACAUUGGACGCUCUUCUAUAUCUGCCGUCUGUCGUCAGAUACACAACGACCGAUUGAUCCAUGUCCUUGCGCUGGUGUGGUUCCAUCACGGCGCCGUUGCAGCAGAGGACAAAUAUACAUCUAGGAAUGGCACAAAGACUUUCAACUACACAUUGAAGCAAUCGCCAUGGGGGUCCCUCGCCGUCGAUCCUCAGCCAGCAGUAGCCCGGACAAGGCCCGUCUUUACGCUACGGGAAGUUUUCCCUCGAAGAUUUCCGCGCCUUUGGUCUGAAGCUAGCCGGGUUUCAUUUCUCGUCGAAAAGUCAUGGUCCCUUGACAAUUGGUGGUUCGAUUCGGUUCUCAAACCAGACACUGGGGACAUAUCCACUACCGCUGCAGGGGUGCAAACAACAAAGACACGCGAGCUGCUAUUCCUGAAACUGGACUCGCAAUAUGGGAAAGAGAAGUCUGCGAUGCUCACGGAAUUUGUGUGCUGGGGACACACAAAUGUGUACAACGAUUUCAAGGCCACUCACCAAGCUUCGUGGUCACUCGAACGCAAUGUGGACUUGAUCCAGGAUCACAUCGCGCUUUCCAAGCAUCUAUCCAAAAAGCGGCUGAUCCCAGGCAUCCCAGACCAAGUACUAGAGCGCAGACGUGCGGUUGGCCGCUUUCCACUGGCAUCUUCUCACAUCGUCAUGUCAGGAAACGAGGCCACGAACAUCAGCUACACUGGAAAUGUCGCCGUCAUUGCGCAGAUUGUCAAGUGCGAUCGGGCUUCAGCCCACCUUUCGCCCACUUCAGCCUACGCUGCCCAACUAUCUUGGCUCACUAUCCCGGGACAUGUUCGCCAUGAUGUCGUUUUGACACUGUCCGGGAGUAAAGUUCCCCGGAGAGGCGCGGCGCCUCUUUCUGUCGAUCUCUGGAACUCGUCUAUGGCAAUCACCAAGUCAUCGUCGCCUUCACUCUUCACCCUGUCUUUUCACAGGAAAACUGCGUACGACGCCUACAUUACCAAAGUUUGGGACCGAGGCAGUCAUUACAAAUUCGAUGCGGGCGAAUUGGAUUCAUUCGGGCCGCCAACCGUGCCAAGCCAGCAGAUAGCAAAGACCAAAAGUCACACAAUUCGCCUUGUCAUGCUUGACAACUUGGACGUUCCAGGCCACACUCUCAUCAAGAACUUCUUCCGCGAUCUCGGUCUCACUGGGCCUAGAUCACUGUGGUGUGGGGGCGUCUCCGGACCAUCGCUCAUCCGUGGGCGUUGUAACCUCACCACUGAAGCCGCUUCGCGAUUCUUUAAGCCAAUGCUGCACCUGAGUCCCGUUGGAGGGCGGAGGCUGGAAUUCACGAGAUGCGAUUGGCGGCAGUGGACGACAGGAAGCAAGGCAACGCAGGUGCAGCGAUUGGAGGCGGAAUUUCAUGUCCUCAACAAAGCCUUUUCAGCAGGGUCGAUUCGAUUGAUUCGCCUUCAGUACCAAGCGAUGCAUGGCCCUGCGAAGGGCUGGGGGCCCAGAACGAUUCGUCGACAUGUCACCCUUUGGGCAAAGGGCAAGGUCAGUCUACGACGUUGCGGGAAUUCAUCAGACACGCCGCUUUUCAGCGGUCUUCGGGGCAAGGCGGGACAUGAGGACAACGGCGCCGAACGGUAUAUGGCAUACUUGGCACCUUUGUCCGUGCCGAUUGGGCGGCCUACGACUGUCAGUCUUAGUCUUUGCUACAACACGCUUAUCACGCAUCACGUCGGCAGCGAUCUGAAAAUCCAAUCCUUGUUCGCUGGCUCGGAAAGACUUGCUGAUGCCAAUGUCUUCACGUCGAAUUGCCAAGCGAAGAUGGACCGGAUCAGUAUCACCGGCCAGAGGAGCUCGAACAGACAACGACAGGCCGAUGAGCGGCGAAGCGAGGGUAUUUCUCUUUCUCAGCAUACUAUGUACUUCUCCCGGCGGCUCUCAAACGCCAUACUGGAUCAGGCUGCGCCUCGAGAUGUCGAUGUAAUCUGCUCGUCAGACAUCUACCCGUCGUUCCACUCUGACGAUUUGACGAACCCUCCCCCGGAGAUGAUAUUCGGCAAGGAAGACAUACGGAUGUCUCCUUGCAAGGACGAAGAACCCGACGCCGUGGAUGAAGUUCAAGGUGUUCGCGGAGAGCGACUAACUUGCGGAGUACGAUCAAUCGGCUCGCCAUCGCCCAAGCUUCCAAUCGUCCAACGCAGGAAAUUUGGACGACAGAUGCCCACCAUAUGCUACCGAGCCGGCAUGGAAAGCUACCUUCUGGAACACGGGAAACGAGAGAGGACGCAAUUGCCUAGUCUAGUAUCGAAGACGCCGGCGGUUCACGCCAGUGUCGAAGGCGUGACGCCAGCAAACACCACGGAACACCCACGCAACACACAAAAUGCCAAGCGACUGAGAUAG